Messenger RNA from Leptopilina heterotoma, 1210 nucleotides. It is a transcript of the gene Ciao1, whose product is annotated as probable cytosolic iron-sulfur protein assembly protein Ciao1. Gene Ontology annotation, biological process: iron-sulfur cluster assembly. Gene Ontology annotation, molecular function: protein binding. The coding region runs from base 138 to 1142 and encodes 334 amino acids. The record is from RefSeq and is a predicted model, not a curated record. Gene Ontology annotation, cellular component: cytoplasm; mitochondrion; cytosolic [4Fe-4S] assembly targeting complex. NCBI's taxonomy places the organism in Eukaryota, Metazoa, Arthropoda, Insecta, Hymenoptera, Figitidae. The transcript has 3 exons.
GUGACUUUUAGAUAUUUAAAUUUAACAACAGGAUUAAGUUUACAAUUCAGAAGUUUGAUUGAGAUUGAGAAAUCAAGAUUCACCGAUGAAGAUAAUUUUUGUUGCAUUUUAACUUUAACAAGAAAUAUUAUCCAGUUAUGGGCACUUUGGAAUUAAAACAAAGCCUUACCGGACACAGGGGGAGAGUGUGGAAUGUCUGUUGGCAUCCGCUUGGCAGUUGUGUCGCGUCUUGUGGCGAAGAUAAAACAAUCAGGAUCUGGGCCCCGAAGGGCAGCCAGUGGGUCAUAAAGACAAUUUUAACCGAAGGCCAUACGAGAACAAUAAGGGAGAUUGCAUGGUCCCCUUGCGGAAAUUACAUAGCCUCAGUGAGUUUCGACGCAACCAUUGCGAUCUGGGAUAAAAAAUCAGGCCAAUUUGAAUGUACCGCGACUUUAGAAGGUCAUGAAAAUGAAGUUAAGAGUGUCAGUUGGUCGGCGAGUGGACAACUAUUGGCAUCAUGCAGUCGUGACAAAUCCGUUUGGGUCUGGGAAGUCAAUGACGACGAGUACGAAUGCGCCGCUGUUAUAAAUGCACAUUCCCAAGAUGUUAAGAAGGUCAGAUGGCAUCCGACGAGUGACAUUUUAGCUUCGGCGAGUUACGACAAUACAAUAAAAAUUUUCAAAGAGGACACUGCAGAUUCCGAUUGGAUUUGCGUAGCGACACUAUCGUCGCACACAUCAACAGUGUGGAGUCUAACAUUUAACAAGACAGGCGAUCGAAUAGCAAGUUGCAGCGAUGAUAAGACAGUGAAAAUUUGGCAGGAAUAUAAACCGGAAAAUAAUGCGGGCAUUCAAACACCGGACAAUGAACCAGUUUGGAAGUGUGUUUGUACAUUGUCGGGUUUUCAUACCAGGACAAUUUACGACAUUGAUUGGUGCAAAAAUACUGGAUUAAUAGCAACGGCAUGCGGUGAUGAUAUUAUAAGAAUAUUUAAGGAGGACGACGAUUCGGAUCCAAAUCAACCGACAUUUAAUUUAGUUUAUAGUACGGAAAACGCACAUUCACAGGAUGUGAAUUCAGUUCAGUGGAGUCCAACAGAAGUUGGUUAUUUAGCGUCAGCGAGCGAUGAUGGCCAAGUUAAACUCUGGUUUUACAGCGAUUGAUUUUAGUUACUUUUUUAUGUAUUAAAUAGAGAAAAAAAUAUAUUGUCUUAUAUUUUCGAAACAUUCAA